UGACUGGGGAGGUGAUUCAGUGGCCUCUACAUCAAAGGAACAAAAAGCUCCUCCAAUGUCUUCGAUGACGGAGCUCCUGGAAUGGUGGGAUGAUUGGCAGCUGCUCGAUUUGACAAAUCAUUAUCGCCAGAGGCUGGAAGAGGCGAUUCAAGAUGCAUUGGAGAAUGUCGUCUUCGUUCUAGCAUACGAGAGAUAUUUCAGUGAGCAAGAUUACAAGCAAGUCAUCAAACGCACAAAGAGAGGAAGCCGUGCAGCCGGUUCUAGACUUCUCGUCAACCUGGUGACUGAGAAAGAGCCGCGGGUCCGUAAACUGAUAUGGAAAUGUUUCGUGAAAAUGCACCACCUGCUCCCCAAACUGGACGAGUUGCUGAAAGCAAUGGGGGAAGAAGGUUCUGAUCUGAUUGAAUCGUUCAAAGCCAGGAAGGCUUCCUGGGAACUACCUGCUCAUCUGAAAGAUGUUCAGCAGAAGCACAUGGAGACACUGAAGGCACAGACUGAAACACUGAGCGUGAACACCAUCCUGAUGAAGGAGAAGGUUAAGGUUUUCCAGCUGCUUGAUCGAAACGCUGAGCUCACAAUCAUCUCCACUGUUCGAGAUCGGACACUGGUGGAACAUGAGCUGUUGGCAAGAGGCAUAGACCAUGAAGAGUGGAGAGAGGAACAUCUCGGGGGAGAGUUUGAAAAAAUCCGAACUGAUCAGUUAUUCCAGAGCAAAUCCAAAUCUGGGAGUUCGUCUGCCGUGGCCGGAGUCCCGGGGAUCGGAAAAACAACAAUGGUGCAAAAAAUUGUUCAUGACUGGGCCACGGGAAAAAUAUACCAACAAUUUCAGUUUGUCUUCAGUUUCAAAUUCCGGGAUUUAAACACGAUUAAGGGCAGACGAGUUCCCAAGACCAUCACCCAACUAUAUUGCUAUUAUAUUUACAACAUCCUGAAAAACCACGGCCGUGAGAUUGAGAGCCCCCGUGACGUGUUACUGAGGCUUGGUCAGAUGGCCUUCACUGGAGUGGCUGAGAAGAACAUUGUGUUCACAGAUGAAGAUUUAACCACAUACAAUCUGCAGCCAUCCCAGUUCCUGUCCGGGUUCCUGAUGGAACUUUUGGAGAGAGAGGGUUCAGCCCGGAGCGUGGUGUACACCUUCCCGCACCUCACCAUCCAAGAGUUUGUAGCCGCACUUGCACAAUUCAUGACUCCACAUUCCGGGGAUAUCAAGACACUCCCCUUUGAAGCCCAUAGCAUGACAGACGGGCGAUUUGAAGUAUUUCUCCGUUUUGUCGCUGGUCUCUCCUCCCCACGGUCAGCUUGGAUCCUGGAGGAGUUUCUGGGUAAAUUCCCUCGUGAAACAAUCUGCCGAGUGAUUGACUGGGUGAAGGAGGAGGUUAAACGCCGGGCUGGAAACACAGAGAGUGAAGCUGGUAAACGGAGCUUCCUGAACACCCUGCACUACCUGUUUGAGUCUCAGAAUCCUGCACUGGCUAAGCAGACAUUGGGAUCUGUGGAAACACUUUCAUUCAGUGGACUGGGACUGACCCCGAUUGACUGUGCGGUCCUGUCUCAUGUCAUCGGGUUCUGUGAUACAAUCAAACACGUCGAUCUGUGGAGAUGCCGCAUUCAGUGUGAAGGUCUCCAGCGGCUGGGACCGGCUCUGCACAAGUGUCAGAACUUGAGACUGGGAGACAACGACCUGGGAGAUUCCGGAGUGAAACUGGUAUCUGCGGCUCUGAGGAACCCGGACUGUAAAAUACAGACACUGUGGCUGCAACGUGUCGGUCUCACAGAUUAUGGAGCCGAGGGUCUCGUCUCCGCUCUCCAUACAAACCACUCACUGACGGAGCUGAAACUGGCACUCAACUCCCUCACAGACCGAUGUGUCCCCGCUCUCCGCUGCCUCAUCCUGAAUCACCCGAAUCUGGAGCAGAUCAAGCUGGGAGAGAAUCAGUUCAGUCCGACCGGGAAGAAGGAACUGAGGUCGCUGCAAGAACCCAGACCCAGACUGAGUGUGGAUGUGUGAACAUCUCUGGUGUAAACGUCACCGCCCUGGGGACCGGAAUAUUGUUGGCCGAUUCCCCGCCCUCCCCAUUAAACAGCGACCCUCCCCUUUAAACGGCUGCCCUCCCCGGCGCUUCCCGGGCCAGCCGGGCUGUGAAGUCAAAGGCGACCCUGCCUGCUGUCACGUGACCCGGGUACACGGCACUGCUGCUGAUGCCGGAUAGCCAGUGCUGCCCUCCAGUGGGGGGUGGGGGAAUUGCAGCAAGACCUGCAGGAUCCCGGAUGUGACUAUCAUCAGCUGUUGCUGUGGCUUAAUGGUGACAACUGUAUCCAUUUGGCAGAGAAGAUUAAAAAUGACUCUGAAUUCCAGACCAGGGCAUCGGAGAUGUCCUCAUUCAUCAGGGAACGGGGUUCCCCUCUUCUACUAC
Amblyraja radiata (thorny skate) is the source of this 2414-nucleotide messenger RNA. RefSeq names its product protein NLRC3-like. Gene Ontology annotation, molecular function: protein binding. NCBI's taxonomy places the organism in Eukaryota, Metazoa, Chordata, Chondrichthyes, Rajiformes, Rajidae. Gene Ontology annotation, cellular component: cytoplasm. Bases 56 to 2008 code for a protein of 650 amino acids. The record is from RefSeq and is a predicted model, not a curated record. The transcript is spliced from 9 exons.